Molecule: messenger RNA, 841 nt
Organism: Cucurbitaria berberidis CBS 394.84
Lineage: Eukaryota; Fungi; Ascomycota; Dothideomycetes; Pleosporales; Cucurbitariaceae
Product: mitochondrial inner membrane protein
Exons: 3
Coding region: 90-674 (194 amino acids)
Biological process (GO): tricarboxylic acid cycle; mitochondrial electron transport, succinate to ubiquinone
Cellular component (GO): mitochondrial envelope; membrane
Molecular function (GO): ubiquinone binding; heme binding
Source: RefSeq, a predicted model, not a curated record
CGUCGACAUCUUGACGUCCCGGCCUUCGAACAUCUUCACGCCUCGUCCGUCGCCUCUCCGCUCUCCAAUUGCACGUCCACACCGCUGCAAUGGCCUCCAUCAUGCGCCCCGGGCUCCUCAGGCAAGCCUGCCAGACGCCCGCCGCCUCGCAGCGCAUGCUGUCGACCAUGGCCGGCUCCGCAAUCAACCGACCGAUCGCCCAGCAGCUUCGCCCAGCCUUUGCGCGCUCAGCAAUCCCCAAGUCCACGCGAAUUGCUGCCUUCCAUGCCACCCAGCGCAACCAGAUCCUGCCGCCGCUGCCCCAGACCAUCGUCGGGACGGCGAACGACCCAGUUCCCGUGCCUAACCCAUCACCCUCACAUGGAAACUAUCACUGGACUUUUGAGAGGAUCGUCGCAGCCGGCCUCAUUCCCGUGACCAUUGCGCCUUUCGCCGCUGGAUCGCUGAACCCCGUCACCGAUUCCAUUCUCUGCGCUCUGCUCAUCAUACACUCACACAUUGGCUUUGAAGCAUGUAUCAUCGAUUACUUCCCCAAGAAGCGUGUCCCCCGCGUCCACAAGGCAUCGUUGUGGGCUCUCCGGGCUGGAACCGUCGCCCUCGGUCUGGCGCUGUACUCUUUUGAGACGAACGAUGUCGGUAUCACCGAGGCUAUAACAAGGUUAUGGCAUGCUUAGAAUAGGCAAGGUCGUGUACAAUAAAUAUAAGAGCUUUCAAUGUUUGAUUACCAAGUUAAAAUUCCAAAGGCAAAUGUGGCAAUAAGCGCCUCCUCCAAUAUGCCAGGAAAUGAAGCAAUGCCGUAUUCGGAAGAGCAUUUGAGUCGCUUAUACAUGAUAGAACGGCC